AGUGCCGAGGCGCCGCGCGCGGGCCCGAGGGACAAGGCGCAGGCCCGGGGUGGCCGUGGUCCGGGCGAAGCGGGGCCCAAGGAGCCGGCGCGCAGGUCGCCGGGCCCUGAGCGCGCCAGCCUGUGCCCGGCGGGCGGCCCCCCUGGAGAUGCGCUGAGACCCGGCGGAGGCCUGCGGCCCAAUGGGCAGACCAAGCCGCUGCCCGCGCUGAAGCUGGCGCUGGAGUACAUCGUGCCGUGCAUGAACAAGCACGGCAUCUGCGUGGUGGACGACUUCCUGGGCAGGGAGACCGGGCAGCAGAUCGGAGACGAGGUGCGCGCCCUGCACGACACCGGCAAGUUCACGGACGGGCAGCUGGUCAGCCAGAAAAGCGACUCGUCCAAGGACAUCCGGGGCGACCAGAUCACCUGGAUUGAGGGCAAGGAGCCGGGCUGCGAGACCAUCGGCCUCCUCAUGAGCAGCAUGGACGACCUGAUCCGCCACUGCAACGGCAAGCUGGGCAACUACGUGAUCAACGGCCGAACGAAAGCUAUGGUUGCUUGUUACCCAGGCAAUGGAACAGGCUACGUCCGUCAUGUUGAUAACCCAAAUGGAGAUGGAAGAUGUGUGACGUGUAUAUAUUAUCUAAAUAAAGACUGGGAUGCCAAGGUAAGUGGAGGUAUACUUCGAAUUUUCCCAGAAGGCAAAGCCCAGUUUGCUGACAUUGAACCCAAAUUUGAUAGACUGCUGUUUUUCUGGUCUGAUCGACGUAACCCUCAUGAAGUGCAACCAGCAUAUGCUACAAGGUACGCAAUAACUGUUUGGUAUUUUGAUGCAGAUGAGCGAGCAAAAGCUAAAGAAAAAUAUCUAACAGGUGAAAAGGGUGUGAGGGUUGAACUCAAUAAGCCUAAUUUGGUCAAUAAGGACGUCUAGCAGGGCCUCAGAUCUGGCAGGACUCACGUCCCCUACAGCCGCUCAGAUGCCGACUUCAGAGUCCAGUGGAUGGAAGGAACAAGGACACCUGGUUGGCAUUUCAGCAGGGUGCUGUCCAACAGAGGGUACCAACUGCUGUGACUGCUGUGGGGUUGGCUCCAGAUCUGUGACUGCCCCGUGGCUGCUGCCCUGUCGGAGCAGAGGAGGAGGCACUGUUGAAGAAUGACUUUUCCAU
This is a messenger RNA of Nannospalax galili (Upper Galilee mountains blind mole rat), 1147 nucleotides long. It is a transcript of the gene Egln1, whose product is annotated as egl-9 family hypoxia inducible factor 1. Gene Ontology annotation, molecular function: L-ascorbic acid binding; peptidyl-proline 4-dioxygenase activity; ferrous iron binding. The annotation marks the transcript as partial. The transcript is spliced from 5 exons. Gene Ontology annotation, biological process: peptidyl-proline hydroxylation to 4-hydroxy-L-proline; cellular response to hypoxia. Gene Ontology annotation, cellular component: cytoplasm; nucleus. NCBI's taxonomy places the organism in Eukaryota, Metazoa, Chordata, Mammalia, Rodentia, Spalacidae. The record is from RefSeq and is a predicted model, not a curated record.